AUCCAGUAUAAAGUUCAGGAGCUCAAGUCAGAACUGCAGAAUGAAAUGUUCGAUCCGACAGUUAGCAAUCAGGCAAGCACAUAAGGUGGUAUGCCCAUACACGCAUGAAUAAUACGCCGUUGCCUGUGUGUUGAAAGCUUUCAGUAAGCCGCCUGCACUGCUCAUACUUCGUCACUGAUCGCCUGACGAGCACCUGACGAGCACCUGUCGUUGGGGGGAUCAUAUACACCCGGCAGCUGACAGGCCUCACAGUCUUGUCUAUUGUGGCCAUAGUCAGCAGGUCCUGUACAGGACGACCUGUCCAGUCUUUGCUACACCUUUACACCACAAAUCAGGAGUGGUACUAGGAGAGACUUUACACCUUGUACUUCGUACUGAACCUGACGUGAAGGAUGCGCCAGACUCUGUCCUGAAAGAAAAUACUGCCAGGCAAUAACCGGACACUUUGUUUUAAACGUUUUAGUGUUUAAAUCAAAUUACUCAUAACUGAUGUCUGACUAGUUUAAAAAAAGUUUUGAUGAUAAUAUUUGGAGACAAUUUCCAGAAAGUAUAUUAAAGUUUAAAGCCUUUUUCACAAUGGCAACUUCAGCUACAGAUACUACUAGCCACGAUAAACUGCUCAAGGCAUUCAUUCACAAUGGAUGGUGGGGUAAACAUUGGGAAGAAAAAGUAACACGCGCAGUACUCAGCACCCCAUUUAACGGCGACUAUAAAGUUUUUACAAAAAAAGAAAAUGAAAAUGUGCACGCAGAAGAGAAAGUUCUCGAUCACCUGAGGGAUUUGCUUACAACGGCCCCUGAAGAUGCCGUUAUCACGUUGUUUCUUUCUUACUCUCCAUGUGAUGAUUGCUGCCCCAGAAUCAAACGCUUUUUAGAUGAACAUAAAGAUAAGAAGCUGCAGCUUCAUGUUGUGUUCUCAGCGCUUUAUAGGAUUGAUCGUCCUUCUUUUGGAGGUCGUCGUAAGAAUUAUGAUCAGGAUCAGGAUCAUGCUAAAGAUGACAAUUCUAAGAAUCUCAAGGCAUUGCAAGGUCUGUACCAGGAAAUGGGUGACAAUCUUCGCCCAUUUAAUGACAAAGACUGGACAGACCUUCAGAAUGUUUUGGGCAUCACUAACAGUGAGAUUGAUAAAAGAAAAAAGGAAGAUCGACUGCGCCAGGACUUCGAAACUCUUAUGGCUUCGCACUGAAAACCAGCUGAGGGAAUUCAUAUCGGCAUGCACAGCCAAAAACUGCUGCUUCAUCCAGCUUCUCGGUUCGUGAUUUGGACUUUCUGUUAUCCCCAGGUUGGAAGCUGCUGCAGUCCUGCAAAUGAACAUGCACACAGUUGAAACAUUUUAUUUGAAUACGUAUAAGUGUUUGCAUAUCAAGUUUGUAUAUGCCAGUGUUCAGUUGGCCAGCGUCUGGUACAGUGUCUGUCAUCAACAACACAAGACACUCCUGUUCACCAGUCAGCUCACAAAUUUGAGUGCUCUAACCCCUUCUUUUUUUUUUUUUUUUGAUAGCAGCGCUCUGUGGCUAGAGUUAUCCACCUCAGCCUGGUCACUAAAGCAGUGCCCUUUAUGAAAAGGCUCACCCAAGCUUUUCCAUGAUGAUUUUUUUCGCACCAAGCCUAAGUUCGCAUCAAAUGAUAGAAUCUGUUUGGUUGACUGCAAAUAAAAAAUUUUCACAGAAAAUAUAUGUUAUUUGAAGGUUCAAAUCACGUGCAGAAUUUCCACAUAAAUACUAACAAAUACAAAUAGAAAUUCAAUAACAUUAUUUAAAAUUAAUGAAUGUGAAAGUUUUUUCAACAGUUAUUCAAAUGUAAAAAUAAUUUUUUUUCUUACAUCACAUGGGAAAUUUCUACAUAAAUAACAACAAAUACAAAUAGAAAUUCAAUAAAAAAAAUUUUAAUUAAUUAAUGUGAAAAGUUUUUCAACAGUUAUUCAAAAGUUAAAAAAGAAAAGUUUUCUUACAUCACAGGCUGGGCAUUGUUACAAACCUGCUGUGUUAACUUAAAAAAAAAUUUUUUUUUUAGCCGGGAAGGGGACAGGAAACGUAGCUGGAGGGGGAAGGUGUGAAAGACAGCGAUUUGUGGUUUGUCGAUGUCAGCAGUCUGUUUGUCGGUGUGCCACACCUGCUAUGGCCUUUUAAUCAACCACUGUUUAUAGAUUGUUUUUGUAGAGAAGAAAGGAAAGAGUGUUGGCUGUGUUUUGGAUUCUGUUGAGUUUUUUCCUUGACGGGAGCGGGGAGAAGUGGCAGUCUCCUCGGUGUUCUCAGUGUGUCCUGAGCGGACGAGUUGUUUGUAACAAGUCCUGAACCGACUUGGUGUUGUAGUCCUGACUGGACUGUUAAUGUGUGCAAAUCCUGACCAGAUUUGUAUCGAGGGAGUUAGUGUAACAUUGAACCUGUUGAGGUUUUUCUCUUUUGUUUGUUUGGCCGUUUUUAUUCAUCCUGUCCACCUGGGGUUCGUCGACUUUCACUGGAUAAACACUGGCUUCAGGAGGGGCGUCGGUACUGGUAGAGACUGUUGUGUUGAUGUCAAGUGGAGACUUUGUUUUAAUUUCAAUUGGAGACGUUUUGGGGAACUGCCUUGCUUAAAUUUGCUUUGUGCACUUUUUCUUCAAAUUAUAUUGUUUUAUCUAAAAUUUCAAUUGUUGUCGUGUUUUUAAUUAGUUAUCUUCCUCGUCUGAAACUCACUGUAGAGUGCAGGUUACAAUAUUAAUGGGGUCCCUGUUCGGGAUUUUGUAGUCAAUGUAUAUAGAAAUUUUAUUGCAGUUUUUGCAUUUAAUUUUUUUUAUUGUUUUGAGAACGCAGUGUUGUUUUAAACUGUGUAAAUUUUGUGUGUGAUAUUUUAUUGGUGUCAUGGCUACUGGACGCGAUCCAAAAGAUGUUAAGGAAACUGAUCCUACCUCAGAAGAACUGAAGGAAAGGCCUUUCAAAGAUAAAUGUCUGUAGAAGUAGAGAGGGAUUCCGGUAAACGUCAGAGAUGGACGUCUGAAGCUAGGUUACUCGGUCUUGGUCUGACAGGGGAUAAGUUGGGCAAGUUCGUAGCGGCGGAGAUCGUCGCCAGGAAGAGGGAGAGAAAGAUAGAAGAGGAAGAGACUUCAGCUGGAAGAAAAAGAGAGAAAUAGAAAACUUAGGUUAGGAGAAGAGGAGAGACAAAGGAAACUUCGGUUAGAAGAAGAGGUCCACUUACUGCUGUACACCAUCGACUGUACGUGGACACAAGGUCUUGUGUAACACCCUUCUUGUUCUUCCUAUCCAGUCCCGUGUGUGAGGGCGGAGGUGUUCAGGGAACCAGCGAGAGUGUGUUCCUUCACUUUUUACAACCAUUGAAUUGUAUGACUGGAAAUGAUAUCCAAUAGCCUUUGCUUAUUGUCAUAGAUGCCUUCUUUGUAUUUUAUGACUAUAGAUAUUUAAAACUAAAUUAUCGUGUGAUUAUCUCACUUGAUUCCUUAUUAAUAAUUCUGGUUUUCUCUCUAACUAGGUUGUAAGAUGGUUGUUUCAGCACUUUUGUCAGAUAAGUACUAUCAUAUUCUAUCCAUUCCUCAUGCACACACAGUGCAUGUGGACACAAAUGUUGGAUUUUUCUUCCUGACCACAUUCAUCACUCUGAUCCAAAGGCGGUAUUCAAACCGUCACUGAAUACAUUAAAUGUUUAAACUAUUCUAAUUUACGUUUUGUGCUUGAUCUUUGUAAUUUUUUUAACAUUAUGCAUGAAUAUAUUACUUAUAUUAUUAACGGGGUUAAGUGGAUAAAUGUCCUUGUUGUCAACAUGUUAUUGUUAUUCAAUAUUAAUUCAGAUUAAAAAGUGCUU
Messenger RNA from Pomacea canaliculata, 3794 nucleotides. RefSeq lists its product as uncharacterized. Gene Ontology annotation, biological process: cytidine to uridine editing. The transcript is spliced from 3 exons. Gene Ontology annotation, molecular function: zinc ion binding; RNA binding; cytidine deaminase activity. The record is from RefSeq and is a predicted model, not a curated record. NCBI's taxonomy places the organism in Eukaryota, Metazoa, Mollusca, Gastropoda, Architaenioglossa, Ampullariidae. Bases 577 to 1185 code for a protein of 202 amino acids. Gene Ontology annotation, cellular component: cytoplasm; nucleus.